This is a messenger RNA of Closterium sp. NIES-65, 588 nucleotides long. NCBI's taxonomy places the organism in Eukaryota, Viridiplantae, Streptophyta, Zygnematophyceae, Desmidiales, Closteriaceae. The record is from the annotation of a GenBank genome assembly.
AUGAAGGACUACGAAGUCCUUCGCGACGAGAAGGCCGAGGGCGGACCUCUUCCCGGCAGGCACUGCAACGUCCUGCUUGUUGUGCGCACUGGAGACCUGGUUUUGCCCGACGAGGAGCAGAUCGGGACCUUCUACCGCCACCUCGACCCCAAGACCUCCUCCAAGCUGCACGAGGAGGAGGCGGCCAACGUUUUGAGGUUUUUCGGCGAAGCCGUGAAGGCGGAGUUAAACCACGAGGAGGAGGAGGACGAGGAGCGUGAGGACGACGACGUGAUGGUCACCGGCGAAGAGGAGGCAGUACAGUUCACCGGUGAGAAAGUUGCGGAUAAGAGCAGCGGCAGCGGACCCAAGUCGGGCAAGAAGGCGUGGGGCAGCGGUGGCUCGACCACGACUAGGAUGGCGUCAAAGGCAGCUAUUGAGCGUAUGAAGGCGGCGGAGAGGGAAAACAAGAAGCUGAGGGAGGAGAAGCUGGUGGCGGAGAAGAGGCUGGAGUUCCAGACGGCCCGGAUGGACACGCUAUUCGGCGUGGUCACCUCGGCCCUGAACAAGCUCACGACUGACGCUGACUCCAUGACCUCUCACGAGUAG